AUGGGUAUUCCGCCGCUUUCUUGGUCCUCUCUGCUCCUUACCACUUGUUCACUCUUAUUACUCUUCUUCCUAUGGAGAAGGGCGAAUAGAGUAAGGCUUCCUCUUCCCCCAGGGCCUCCUGCAUGGCCUAUUGUGGGAAACCUCUUUCAGCUGGGGAAAAGGCCGCAAGAGUCUAUGUAUGACCUCUCUCUGCAAUACGGCCCACUCAUGACACUCUGUCUGGGCAUGAAAACAACAGUGGUCGUCUCUUCUCCUGCCAUGGCAAAGGAGCUCCUUAAAACACACGACCACAUCUUCGCGGGACGACAGGUGCUAGAAGCACUUAAGUCCCUUUCCCAUCACAAGUCCUCGCUAGUUUGGGGAGAAUACGGCCCUUACUGGCGCUAUCUCCGACGUAUUUCAACUGUUGAGCUUUUCAGCCCUAAAAGACUGGAUGCUUUACAACACCUCAGAAAAGACCAAGUAUUUCGCACGAUUCGACUCAUAUUCGAGGACAAGGGAAAGGUUGUGGAUAUUGGGCAGAUGGUGUUCUGCACGUCUCUAAAUUUGUUAGGCAACAUGAUCUUCAGCACAACCGUCUUCGAUCCUCACAAUCCAGCUUCUGCGGAGCUCAAGGAUACCAUUUGGAAAGUAAUGAAGCUCCUCGGGAAGCCCAAUUUGGUGGACUUUUUUCCGUUUCUCCGGUUGCUCGACCCCCAGGGCGUGUCCCGUCAGAUGGCCAGGUACUUCAAAGUAUUGUAUGACUUUUCUGAUACAUUCAUACAGAAAAGGCUUGCCACCAGUAGCCAAAGCGUUAAGCCUAACGAUUCUGAGAAGGAUUUUCUUGAUGUUCUGCUUGAUUUCAGAAGUGAAGAUUUCACUCUCGUUGGUAUUCGAGCCUUGAUAGCUGAAUUGUUUGUUGCGGGUACUGAAACGGUCACUACAACAAUAGAAUGGGGUAUGGCAGAAAUCAUUCGGAAUCCGCAGAAAUUGAACCGAGUCCGAGAGGAAUUGGACGAAGUAGUUGGUUACAAGAGAAGAGUGGAAGAAUCUGAUGUAGAUCAUAUGCCUUAUCUCCAUGCAGCAGUGAAGGAAAUAUUCCGAUUGCACCCGGCCGUUCCAUUGUUGCUCCCCCACAAAGCCGAAAGCUCCUGCGAGAUCGGGGGAUUUCUGAUACCCAAAGACAGCCAGGUGAUAGUGAACGCGUGGGCCAUUGGGAGGGACCCUUCAAUUUGGAACAAUCCCUUGGAGUUUAUGCCCGAAAGAUUUUUGGAGGGAGAGAAUAGCAAGAUAGAAUACAGUGGACAAAACUUUGAGCUAAUUCCAUUCGGAGCGGGAAGAAGAAUUUGUCCGGCGGUUCCAUUGGCAAGCCGUAUGGUUCAUUUUGUUUUAGCUUCUUUACUUCACUCAUUUGAGUGGAAACUUGCAGACGGGAAGCGAUGUGAGCUUAUGGACAUGGCGGACAUAACGGAUGAGUUUGGAACUACAUUCAAAGAGUUUAAAGCAAUCCCUGUGCCACGUCUCCAUCAUCAUAUUUACUAGUAUUUCUUUCCAAGGAGGUGUAGUGUUUACAGAAUUGCAAUUUUUAUAAAAAUACGUUGUAAUAUUAAAGUAGUAUUAGGUCAAUAGAGAAGUCUAGUAGUUUGUUUUA
Messenger RNA from Cryptomeria japonica (Japanese cedar), 1630 nucleotides. RefSeq names its product cytochrome P450 76T24-like. Gene Ontology annotation, molecular function: heme binding; oxidoreductase activity, acting on paired donors, with incorporation or reduction of molecular oxygen; iron ion binding. The record is from RefSeq and is a predicted model, not a curated record. The transcript is spliced from 2 exons. The coding region runs from base 1 to 1521 and encodes 506 amino acids. Lineage: Eukaryota; Viridiplantae; Streptophyta; Pinopsida; Cupressales; Cupressaceae.